Messenger RNA from Brassicogethes aeneus, 2279 nucleotides. Lineage: Eukaryota; Metazoa; Arthropoda; Insecta; Coleoptera; Nitidulidae. The record is from the annotation of a GenBank genome assembly.
UUUUCGUUUCUCGCCUUUGACAGAGGGGACGGACAACGCUCGCUGAAACUGAAACUCCUGAAAACUGACAACUUUUAUUUUCACGAAUCCGCUCACCCGAACAACAUUACCAGAUUGCAGCAAAAAGAUUUUUAUUUUAUCGGAGUUGGUAUGGUUGUCGCGCGUUCUUUUGUUUUAAUAUCGUUCGUUUUUUGUUUCGUCCACGCGGCGGAUGGGAUCAAGGAGCUUGUGGUUCGGUUGAAAGGCGGUCCUCUGGUUGCUCAGCUCUUGGCCAAAGAAAGUGGAUACUUCUAUAAGGGACCGGUAACAGGAUUUGACGACACCUUCAUCCUGAAACCCAUCCCAAAUGCCUACCCAACAUACAAUAAACGAGGAAAAACCAUAGAAAAACGUCUAUCCGACGACCAAAGGGUCGAAUGGGCAGAAGAACAGACUUCGAAGGAAAGACACAAAAGGGACUUCAUAGAGCCUGAAGAUGUGCCCCAUGAAAGGACGAAACGUAUUAGCAACAAUAAAAGAAAAAUAUACAAAAGACCUCCGCCACCUUUAGGUAAAAAUGAAAGGAUUUUUAACGAUGAAUUAUGGACACAAGAAUGGUAUCUACAAGAUACACGUACUAGACCUGACCUACCAAAACUGGACUUAAAUGUUCUUCCAGUUUACAAAUCUGGAAUAUCAGGAAAAGAUGUUAGAAUUAGUAUUUUGGAUGAUGGUAUAGAAUAUACCCAUGAUGAUUUAAUUGAUAAUUAUGAUCCUGACAUAAGCUAUGAUUGUAAUCAGGAAGAUUUAGAUCCAAUACCAAGAUAUGACGUUCAUAAAUCAAAUAGCCAUGGAACGAGGUGUGCUGGUGAGGUGGCUAUGACGGCUAAUAACAAAAUAUGCGGAGUGGGCAUUGCAUUUAAUUCGAAAAUAGGUGGAGUUAAAAUGUUGGAUGGUUUAGUGACAGAUAGAAUAGAAGGCACAGCUUUGGGCUACGCUCUAGAUUUAGUGGACAUUUAUAGCGCUUCCUGGGGGCCCAAAGAUGAUGGAAAAACAGUUGACGGUCCAGGUAGACUUGCAAAAGAAUCUUUGGAGAAAGGAAUCACAAUGGGUAGAAAUGGUAGAGGCUCCAUCUACGUUUGGGCAUCUGGAAAUGGCGGUAGCAAAGGUGACAAUUGCAACUGCGACGGUUACUUGGCGAGUAUUUUCACGAUCUCCAUUGGCAGCGCUUCACAAAAAGGCGAAUUUCCUUGGUACGGAGAAGAGUGCGCAUCCACGUUGGCUGUCACUUACUCUUCCGGCGCUUACAAAGACCAAAUGAUAGCAACUACUGAUUUAAAUAAUGAAUGCACCAUUAAACACACUGGGACAUCAGCUUCAGCUCCUUUGGCAGCUGGAAUAAUAGCAUUAGCUUUGGAAGUCAAUCCCAAUUUGACCUGGAGAGACGUGCAAUAUCUGGUUGUUUGGACAUCGGAACCGGCACCAGUAGUGGACAAUCCUGGUUGGCAGCUGAACGCAGCUGGUUUCUGGUUCAACACUAGAUUCGGUUUUGGGUUGAUGAACGCUUACGGAUUCGUCAAAGCGGCUGCUAACUGGACCAACGUACCUGAUAAGUCUUUAUGCUCUAUUAGGAGUAAUUUGGGAAGUAAUACCACAAUUUCUUAUGGAAACCCUUUAAAAAUAUUGAUUUUUACAACUGGUUGUCAAAAUACGGAUCAAGAAAUCAACUAUUUGGAACAUUUGCAGUUGAAAACUAAUAUAAACUACUCUGUACGAGGAGUUUUAGAUAUAACCAUAACUUCUCCAUCUGGUUCCACUAUCCAAGUACUGGCACCCAGAAAGUUUGAUAAAAGCAAAUCUGGUUUUCGCAACUGGACUUUCAUGUCUGUAAUGACGUGGGGCGAAAAAGUACAUGGAACAUGGAUUGUUACCAUAACAGAUAAUAUUGGUCCAGAAGGCAACAACGGAAAUAUCGGAGAAACUACUUUAACUUUACAUGGCACAAAAUACCUUCCAGAACAUAUGCGAAAUGGGCGAAGGAAUUAUGACCAUAAUUAUAACAGAGUUAACAGUCGCUUUCAUAAAAAGGACAUGAUAUCGGAAAAUUUGUAUUAUUCACCUAAUGAAGAUAAUUUAGUAUUUUAUGAUGAGUAUUUGGAAAAAUAAAAUGUUUCAUUUCAUCAUCAAACACAUACACAGCUAUGAAAUUUAAUAAAAUAUAUUUAUUAAAAAUGUUAAUGCAUGUUAGUCCAUAUAUGGUAUAUAUGUAAGUAUACCUAAAAAGUUGUUAUCUAUUUAAU